Messenger RNA from Thunnus maccoyii (southern bluefin tuna), 1410 nucleotides. It is a transcript of the gene rsrp1, whose product is annotated as arginine/serine-rich protein 1. The coding region runs from base 254 to 1204 and encodes 316 amino acids. The transcript has 5 exons. The record is from RefSeq and is a predicted model, not a curated record. NCBI's taxonomy places the organism in Eukaryota, Metazoa, Chordata, Actinopteri, Scombriformes, Scombridae.
UCCGCCUCGCUUCAUUGGAGUGACGACUGCAGACGGUUGAACUUCGAAGAGGAAACGGUCGCGUUUUUGAACCUAUUUAAUCAUUUAAUAACUAGCCGCUAGUUAAAACCACCAAAUUUGAACAUUUUGAGUUAUAUUUGAAAAUCAUCAACUCGUGAUACUUUGUUGAAGGCGACUCUACAGAUCUAUAUCGACGAUAACCGUACGAAGGUUUCGAGCUACAGUCGACUAGCCUGUGGCACAAGACAUCAUAAUGGCCAAGGGAGAAGACGCAAGGUCUGAAAUGGCCCUUGCUCGUCAGAGUGAUGGCAUCAAUGUUAUCUUUGACCAGAACAGUCCUCCCUCAUCUUGGUCCAGAACCAGAACCAGCAGUGACAGCAGCUGUCCCUCUAGCUCUGGCAGCUACAGGGGACGGGGUAGCAACAGGGGACGGUACAGGUCUUCUUCUUCAACAUCAUCUUCAUCCAGCAGCAGGUCUUCCUCUCGCGCCAGGUCCCGCUCUCACCCUCGUUGCCACAGACGUUCCUCCCGCUGUCGCUGUGACAACCAUCGCAGAUAUGGCCGUGGCCGCUACCGCCGCUCCCCACCCCGGCACUACAAGGCCCACUCUCGCUCGCCCUCGCCAGACAGGUACUCACGUCGUAGGCGCUACAGGUCCCGCUCCAGGUCUUCAAGUGGUUUGAGAAGAUACAGGGGGGCUGGGAGUCGGCUAAGAUGCCAAAUUUCCCAAUCCUCACCCAGAAGCUGCAGGAGCCGCUCAAGGUCCAGAUCUUCAGGACGUUCUGUCAGUUCGAGUCUGGGUGAUAAAAGAGAACUCCUAAAAGAUGCUGCUGCCAAUGCUGUGAAGAUCCUAGGACUGGAGACGCUUGAACUUCCUGAGAGUGUGAAACCAAGCCUGUCAGAGCAGUGCGGAGAGUCACCAGUGUCAGAGACAUGGGUGAGACAAGACCCUGAAAAGACUCCAUCACAGAGCAGUGAUGUGGAGCCUGAUGAGUUCAGCCCAAAGAUGUCCCCUAAAAGGAAAACCAUCUCUUUCAGCAUUAAUAAUUCUGUGGCCAAACCAACAGUGGCAGCUCCGUCUUGUGCUAAGGUAACUCCCAGAGUGGACAGCUAUGAAAGCAGGAAGCCUUACGGCCACUGGGUUCCAGUCAGAUCACGACAAACGUCAAGCGCACGCAAACAUACACUCAAAACGUCACACUAGUGUGGCAGAGUACAUGGACACUGUAAAUACUGUAAAUAUUUUGUCCAUAUUAUGUUCAAUCAUUUUAUAGCAGAUGUUUUCUUUCAGAUGUUAGAGUUAAGUUGGAAGAAUUGAAGAAUUCGUUCAGGUGGGAUAAUUUUUUUUCCCUUAGUUUUAUAUGGUGCUGUUUAUAAAUUCAAUAAAGUCUUUAUUUGAUUAAAAAAAUA